This is a messenger RNA of Dryobates pubescens (Downy woodpecker), 1700 nucleotides long. RefSeq names its product ubiquitin C-terminal hydrolase L5 (gene UCHL5). Gene Ontology annotation, biological process: protein deubiquitination; ubiquitin-dependent protein catabolic process. The record is from RefSeq and is a predicted model, not a curated record. The transcript is spliced from 11 exons. Bases 138 to 1133 code for a protein of 331 amino acids. Gene Ontology annotation, cellular component: cytoplasm; Ino80 complex. NCBI's taxonomy places the organism in Eukaryota, Metazoa, Chordata, Aves, Piciformes, Picidae. Gene Ontology annotation, molecular function: cysteine-type deubiquitinase activity; proteasome binding.
CUCCCGCCCCGCCUCACCAUAGAGAUGACAGGCACGGCGUGGGUCGCGGGGCCUGCCGGGAAGGGAGCGGCGUGCCGCGGCCUCGCAGCUUAACCGGCCGGCGGCGGCGAACCUGAGAGGGCGUGCGGGCCGCCGCUAUGUCGGGAGGGAGCAGCGCCGGCGAGUGGUGCCUCAUGGAGAGCGACCCGGGCGUCUUCACGGAACUCAUCAAGGGCUUCGGUUGUAGAGGAGCACAAGUUGAAGAAAUAUGGAGCUUAGAACCAGAGAACUUUGAAAAAUUGAAGCCAGUACAUGGGCUCAUUUUCCUCUUCAAGUGGCAGCCUGGAGAGGAACCAGCAGGUUCUGUUGUUCAGGAUUCCAGACUGGAUACAAUAUUUUUUGCUAAACAGGUAAUUAAUAAUGCUUGUGCUACUCAAGCCAUAGUAAGUGUGCUAUUAAAUUGUGCUCAUCAAGAUAUCCAUCUAGGAGAGACUUUGUCAGAAUUCAAAGAAUUUUCACAGAGUUUUGAUGCUGCGAUGAAAGGUUUGGCACUAAGCAACUCUGAAGUGAUUCGGCAAGUUCACAACAGUUUUGCCAGACAGCAGAUGUUUGAAUUUGAUGCAAAGUCUUCAGCAAAAGAAGAAGAUGCAUUUCACUUUGUUAGCUAUGUUCCUGUUAAUGGAAGGCUAUAUGAACUAGAUGGCUUAAGAGAAGGCCCAAUCGAUUUAGGUGCAUGUAAUCAAGAUGACUGGAUAAGUGCUGUACGGCCUGUCAUAGAGAAGCGUAUACAAAAGUACAGUGAAGGUGAGAUAAGAUUUAACUUGAUGGCUAUUGUAUCUGACAGAAAGAUGAUAUAUGAGCAGAGGAUUGCAGAAUUACAGCAGCAACUUGCAGAGGAGGAACCUAUGGAUACAGAUCAAAGUAGUAACAUGUUAAGUUCUAUACAAUCAGAAGUUGCAAAAUACCAGAUGUUAAUUGAAGAGGAGAACCAAAAAUUAAAAAGAUAUAAGAUUGAAAAUAUUAGAAGAAAACAUAACUACCUGCCUUUCAUUAUGGAAUUAUUAAAGACUCUAGCAGAGCACCAACAGUUAAUACCAUUAGUAGAAAAAGCAAAAGAAAAACAGAAUGCCAAGAAAGUUCAGGAGGCCAAGUGAAGAUGACUUUGCAAAACACAUACAGUUAUUUGCUUCUGAAACUAUUUUCAUGACAAACAAAUAAAACCUUUCAUAAACUUUGAAUUUUGUCCAGUGCACGUUUGACAGUUGUAACAGUUUGUCUUGUACUGUAUGCACAGGUCUCAUUUCCUUCCUUCCCCUGCAUCUUGUGCAUGUAGUACUGCUAAAUAAUGUUUAGGUUCUCUUGGUCAAAUUCAGUAUUUAACAGUCUCUCUGAUUUCUGGAAGCUCUGGAAGUGGACCUGAAAAAAUAUGCAAGGAAAAUGUACCCAUUUCAUCGCACUUGAAUAUACAAUAAUGAAUGAUACAAAUGCAAGAGUUCAAGCAUGAGCUUUCUUUGCUCAUCCCUACUAACAGCUAUAAUACUAUCCAACUGUUCAGUGACAUACCCUGUGUCUUUGUUUAUAUGAAGUAUGUGUCUAAUUUUUUUACAAAAUUGAAAAGUAUCAAUUUAGUUGUAGAAACAUUUGCAAAGACCAAUGUAUAACCUCGGAAGAUCUGCAUCGCUUUAGUAGAAAAGAUAAUAAAAUAUUCCCAUUUUUAUUUU